This is a messenger RNA of Uloborus diversus, 8449 nucleotides long. Its product is annotated as adenylate cyclase type 3-like. Gene Ontology annotation, cellular component: plasma membrane. NCBI's taxonomy places the organism in Eukaryota, Metazoa, Arthropoda, Arachnida, Araneae, Uloboridae. Bases 205 to 3456 code for a protein of 1083 amino acids. The transcript has 24 exons. The record is from RefSeq and is a predicted model, not a curated record. Gene Ontology annotation, biological process: adenylate cyclase-activating G protein-coupled receptor signaling pathway; intracellular signal transduction; cAMP biosynthetic process. Gene Ontology annotation, molecular function: adenylate cyclase activity.
GUGCCUGAAGCUGGAAAUAAACAUCGUUGUCCGCUAUCAACUAUCUCAGCGGACAAGUUGCCAGAUGACGUCACACAUCCAUGACAGACAUGUCAUGUAAGCACGCUCGUUAUUGGCUGUCGAUUUCGACGUCUAGCCGUGACUGUUUCCGUGACCGUCGCGUCAUGAGAAACGCGGGCAACCAAUCACAAUCACUCGAAGGAUAUGAAAUCCAAUUUGAACGAGGACGAACUCAACAUGAAGGAGACAAGAAAGCACCCAGAGUCUGUCGGCGAAGAAGGGAUAUCCUUCCUCAGCCGGGGCGAAACCGAAUUGAAGAUCGACCGAUCCGGUCUCCAGCGGUACCUCCCACAAUGCCUCCAGUUCGCAUUCGCAGAGAAGAGCGCGGAACACUUGUACCGCGAGUACUACAGGAUCGAGAAGCGGCGGAACACCAAGACCCUGCUGCUGGUCCUCGCCCUGGUAGAUCUGUUCCUCCUGGUCACCUACGCCGGUACCAUAACCGGCCGGGAACCCGGAACCGUGAUUGGGCAAGUCAUGUUCCUGGCGGGGUCGCUGGUCCUGCUCCUGGCGAUGUUCGUCAUUGUCAGAUGCCUGGCAUCUAAGUUGCCUUCUUGGUUGUGGGACAGUAUUCCCUUCAUUGCUUGGCUUAUCCAACUAGGACACUUGGUCUGUGACAUGUGGCUCUACAGUGUGCCCCGAAUGCCGGGGGAUUCGGUGGCUUGGGCCCUUCUCUACACUUACAUGAUUUACCUGUUGCUACCCAUAAGGCUGAGCAUAUGUCUAGUGCUAAGCAUAGUCAUGGCUUUUGUGCAUCUGCUGCUAGUUGGAGUGUUACCAAAACCCAUAGAUUUCACUGAAAACCAGCUUGGUGCCAAUGUGCUGCUGUUUAUUUGCGCCAAUUUGUUAGGCACAUUAUCCUACUUCUUCUUGGAAAGGAGACAGCGGCGAGCUUUUCUAGAAACGCGCCAAAGUCUGGAAGCCAAGUUAGUGCUCGAAGAAGAGUCUCAAGAACAGGAAAGACUGCUGUUGUCCGUUUUACCACAGCAUGUAGCUGCUGAGAUUCGAGAAGACUUGGGAGCUGUAGUUACAGGACAGUUCAAGAAAAUCUAUAUGAGCAGGCAUGAAAAUGUUAGCAUACUGUUUGCAGACAUUGUAGGAUUUACAGCUAUCUCCUCCACUUGCACUGCGCCCGAGCUGGUUAAGAUCUUGAAUGAACUGUUUGCGAGAUUUGAUAAGCUGUCUGAGAAAUAUCAUCAAUUAAGGAUAAAGAUUUUGGGCGACUGCUACUAUUGUAUUAGCGGAGCUCCGGAAGAAAGGCCUGAUCAUGCUGUUCUGUGCGUGCAUAUGGGGCUCAGCAUGGUGGAAGCUAUAAAAUCUGUCCGAGAAAAGACGAAAUCAAGUGUCGACAUGAGGGUCGGAGUACAUACUGGAGCUAUCCUGGCAGGUGUCAUGGGACAGCGACAGUGGCAGUUUGAUGUCUACAGCAGGGAUGUGGUCCUGGCGAACAAGAUGGAAAGUGGGGGCAUGGCAGGGCGCGUUCACAUAUCCGAAAAAACUUUGGGUUUCCUAAAUGGAGAGUUCGAGGUAGCACCUGGUGAUGGAAUGUCCCGAGAGGAGGCGCUGCGAUCGGCCUGCUUGGAAACGUACUUUAUUGUUCGAGUUUUAAAGCCAUAUCCCAUGGGCACACUGGAUGAGAAAACGGAACAAAAUGGCAGAAGUGGAAAGGAUGACAUGGAAAAUGAGAACGGCUUGGAUGACCUUUUAGACGAACAGGACGAGCUUUCGAAACUUACGGGGGACGGAGCGAAGCAGUUCGAAGAAGAUUACAAGGCUCGGUUGCACGAGGAACUUCUUGGAAGGGAUACAAAGGGGCAUUUAAAGCAGCAUGCGAAUCCUCUGACGUUGUUCUUCAAGGAUGCCAAACUGGAAAAGGAAUUUCGGAACCUCAAAGACACUGUCAGCGCAGUGUCCAUUUCGGGGCUACCUGUUAUUCUUUUUUUCUGCUCUGCCGCCUAUUUUCUCGUCAUGUCUGGAAGCCUUGUCGCGGCUGCUUGUCUUCCCACUGGUGUCCUCAUUCUAACUGUCAUAGCCAUGAUCUUCAUUCUCCCAACAGGUCUCAAGACUGGACCACGUUUCCUCAUCCGGGCUUGCAAUAGAAUCCUCGAGAAACCAGGUCUGCGAUUGGCCAUCAUCGUAGUUAUGGUCAUCAUUUGGUGCGUUGUCCAUCUCCUUUCCACGAUCUACGGCAACCAUUGGCCAGUGGCGCUGGUGCGGCCCUCGAACGCGAGCCUGACGCCCGCGGCCGAGAACGCGAGCCAGUUCCAGCACUGGCCCAGGGAAGCGACGCACAACUUCCCCCAGUACCUGAGCUACUUCGCUGUGCUGGAACUGGUGGGCCUGACUGUCCUGACCCACGUCUCGCACCUGGUCAAGCUCUUCCUGACGGUGGUGAUUGCUGUCAUGCAAGGAAGCAUCAACACGCUCGUCGUGAGGGACUCCUUGGAUUAUUACGAUCAGCGGACUUACGGAUUUAGUGAUCGUGAUGUUGUCCACUCCGUUACACUAACUGUGAUUGUUGUGAUUGUAGCCAUAUGUCUCAUUCUCAUUAACAGACAGCUGGAAAUAACAUCCCGUCGCAUGUUCUUGUGGCAAAAGGACGUCGAAGAACAACGAGAGAAGGUGGCAGACAUGCGAGUCAAAAACGAAGCUCUUGUGUAUAAUAUUCUUCCCCCGCACGUCGCCAAACAUUUCCUGGGACAGAGCAAGAAAGACGAGGAAUUGUAUAGCAAAAGUUACGAAGCUGUUGGUGUGUUGUUCGCUGCCAUGCCCAAUUUCUCCGACUUUUAUACCGAGGAUUCUGUCAACAACCAAGGCUUGGAGUGUCUACGAUUCUUGAAUGAAGUUAUAUCGGAUUAUGAUGCUUUGCUGGAACAGCCAAGAUUUAAAGACAUCAUCAAGAUUAAAACUAUUGGUUCUACUUAUAUGGCAGCUAGCGGCUUGACGGAUGAUAGCUAUAAUCCUAAUGCCUCGGUGAAAGAAAAAUGGGCUCAUUUAGCACAGUUGACCGAAUUCGCCCUCACCCUGAAAGAAACGCUGACCAACAUCAAUAAAGAGAGUUUUAACAACUUCCUCCUACGAAUGGGUAUUAAUCAAGGUCCCAUCACGGCUGGUGUCAUCGGAGCCAGGAAGCCCCAUUACGACAUGUGGGGCAACACAGUCAAUGUGGCAUCGAGGAUGGAAAGCACUGGGAAAGCUGGAUGCAUUCAGGUGGUUGAAGAAACAGCUCGUAUCCUAGAAGAGUUCGAUUACGUCUUCGAGCAACGUGGCAUGGUUGCUGUCAAGGGAAAGGGCAACCUGAUGACGUACUAUCUUCUAGGACGCAAAUCCGAGCUAAAGAACUCCUCAGUCAAGUCCAACAUAGACGACAGCUUGGUCCCAACCACGUCCAGUUAAAAUCAUUGGAAGAUUCAUCCAAACUAUGUAUACACAAAGAGCUAAACACUCUAACGCGCACAAGAAUGUAAAAAACUAGAUGGGAAAUGCAACACUUAAGUAUUCGCAUAAUUCGAGACGAGCUGUGCGGACUAUAACUGCACAGAGUUCCAACCAUGGUUUUCUGGGGACAGAAUGCAAGUGAUUGUCAGGUUGUCUGAAGGGCUUUGCUUUGUUGCUCAACAGCGCUUUGUUGCUCAAAUUGAGCUUUGAAAAAUCCAGGCAAAGCGGUAGUUUUCUCAGAGAAUAGAGGGUGGUAACCUCGAAGAGGAUUAUAAGAUGAAUUAUGUGAUGGCUGAUGACAAAAACAUUUCAUCAAUGUAAAUGUAUGCAACAGUGAGGAUAGUUACCAGUUUGGAAACUAGAAGAGGCCGAUUAGAAACCAAAAGGUUACCUCUUGUCAAGUAGUGAAACCUGUGUAAGUUGACCACUUGCGGUGCAGUACUUUAGUGGUUAACUUGAACAGGUUGUCAACUUAUUGAGGUUGAUAUGUAUGAUAUGGAACUAAUUUUGUGCCUGGCAAAAAGGUCAACUUAGAGAGGUGGUCAACUUUACAGGAUUUACCGUAUUCGCGUACUGAUCAAUGGUUGGAUUCAUUUGGAUACAAAACAGCAAACUAAACUGGAAAGAACAGUUUAUAAAGGAAGCACUUUCGUUGUGAAAUCAAAAACUCCAAUUUGACUAUGCAGCUAAAUUAGAUUCUUCAUUAGCAUAAGCGUGUGUAAAGUACAUUGAACUUUUUCACUAAAAACGUCAAUUUUAAGCUCGGAUAUUUUGUACACAUUGUUUUCUAUGAUCUGAUGAACUCCGCAUUCUACCCCAGACCGCCAUGCUUUCGACACAUAGCGCACUGGAUAAUACAAUCUAAGUAGGUUAUCAAAGACACUACCUUAAAUAGUGAAAAAGCACUAUAGCAAUAUAUGUACAUCAGUGAGCAACUGAUUAAAAUUCGAAUCAGCUAAUAAUAUGACAACUGGACGUGUAAUCUAAUGCUGAUUUCACUCCGGCCGCGACAACCACAAAUACGUUGUCGCAAAUUUGUCGCCCAAUAGCUAGGCAUUAAUAAACAGCAACAGCUUUCCUUUUACGUUGCAGCGCAAUCAGCGAAUUAUCGAUCAUCUGGCUGAAAGCAAUAUUAAAUGAUGGAACACGUGACAGCCAGUCGGUUAGUAAUUAGCAACGCUAGGGCUGCUUAAGUAUGUAUAAAGCGACAAAACAUUUUGUCGCUGUCGCAUCCGGCGUGAAAGCGGCACAUUUGUGGACUUUCAGAGAGCCCAACUGUUAAAAAUUCUGUUUUGCUUUUGCGUGCAUAUAUACAUAAAGCCCAAGGAUGUACAAGCACAUUAGGCAUUGUAAAUUAUUCUGUGUUUCUUAGCUUGGCCUUAAUGGUGUCUGUAAAUCGAAAUUGCUCACUGAAAUCUUCAAUAAGUUUAUCAUAUCAGGACGUCGACAUAAAACUCGAUUUGUUGACUAAGUUCUGCUCAAAUUUCUUGUUGGAACUGAUUCAAUGUGCUAUAAAUGUAUUUAAAAGCAUUAGUACACAAAAUGGCUAUUUUGAAUAUGAACUGUUACUUGUUCUACGAAAGAACGGGUUACCAGAAAGUAUUAUGGCUUCCGAUACCGUCAGGGUUACAGUGCAAUAAUAAGUAUGGACAUGUUUUGUGUAAAUUUAAGAAACAGAUAUAUGGAAAUGAAGUUUGAAACUUCAAAUUGGUGAAAUUUUUAUUAAUGUAUAGACGAAGGAAAUGAAAUGGUAAUUUGACAUUGAGACAAAGGAAAGAAAAGAAAUGCAGAGUAAGGAAAAAAUUAUAGAAAUAUCUAAACGAAUUGAUUUCUUUCCCCCAAAAGAUAAUUCUGAAUUUGUAAAAUGAUAAGUUUAUUCAAAUCUUCGCUUUUAAAAUUUAUGCAUCUUUAAAUUAGAAAAUUUUCCAACUCUAUUGGGGCCAAAAAGAAUGCAGUUUCUUAGACUUUAAUAGAAAACAUAUUGUGAGCUUCAAAUUUUUGCACUAUUUUCACGGUAGAUUUUCCAGCCUUAUCUCUGAAAUUUCGAACUUGUUCUAAUAUUCUCGUUUGUAAAACAAAAAUUAGAUGAGAGAUUGCUAUGAGCAUUUUGAAAAUGUGCAGAUAUGUGAUAUUUUGAAGAAAAUUUCUUCACUGUUAGUUUGCAGUUCUAAACAAAAUCUCGGAAUUCGCAUUUCCACUGUAUUAUACCAAAAAAAAAAAAAAAAACGAUGAUGUGACACCUGAUUGUUGAUGUUUUUUAACAAGAACUUUUCAGAGAAAUUUACUAAAAAAAUCAAAGUUUAUUUCUUUUGCUUAAAUUUGAUCAGGAGUAAAAGCGUGAAUGAAAAUAUGGGUGGGUAAAAUGCAGUAUUUCGCCUCUUCGUAUAAAGAUUCCUGUGUCGAUCACGCAAAGAACCCUUAAUUUAUUACAUAUAACAAAAAACGAAAUAAGAAAUCCCCAAUCAAAAAUUGGGAGGAAAAAUCUAAGUGAAGAAAAACAUUUUAGAAUUAAGACAAUGAUAAGCAAAGGCAUGCAAGUGCGAAAAUUAAAAAUUUGGAUGUAACCAGUACAAAUGGUUGGUGAACCUCUCCUAUGUCUUGGAGCAAAGCCCUUGUAGAACCUGCUAUACAGCAUGAUUUAGAAAAAAAAUUCAAUGAAAACCUACCUAUGACUGCAACUUUAAACGCGUUUUACUCAAAACUAAAAAAUGUCCACUUACAUCCCUUUGCUGCUCACUAACCCAAUUGUAUUAUGUGCUUAGAGAAUAAAUUACUUAUUAAAAACAUCAGGCUCAAAUAGAAAGACAAUAAGGGAUAAAGUGAUAAUGUUUAACUGUUGGUUUAAAAUCAUAUCACUCUAUUGAUUAGUAAAAAACAAAUAACGAGCAGUUAGAUACUGUAAGAAAAAUGUGCAUUUCGCUAAAAGACCUCUAAACAGCAGUUUUUUAACAGCAAAUGACAGAAAUGUUUUUUUUUUUUUUUUUUUUUUGCAAAUCGAAGCAAUAUGCAAUAGAUAUAAAAUCUGGUUAUACCUAACCUGAUAGCAGCUUACUGUACGACCACUUUUGUUGUGAAUAUUCGCAAACAGCCAGUUUAGACGAUUCAAGAAGGAGAAAAGGAAAUAUUUGAUGCAUGUGUUUCGUUCAUUUCGAAGUGCCUCUGCUUUGAACUGUACAAACUGGCAUCCCUGCAAAAAGUAACAGAUGCUUCCGUUUUCACUUAUAAAGUGGUUGUUCGCCUUUUCAUCUCAUCAGUAGUCUAACAUUAUUUUGUGGGACUCUGGUAAGGUUGAGCCAUGACCUUCACCAUGUUUACUUCUUUUUAGAAAAAUCGAGAUGGGGAAAUUGGCACCGAGUUGAGUUUGAUUACUUUUCAUUGUAGCUUUGCGAAAGUAAGGUAACAACACCAGUAACAGACAAGGGUCUAGUAACAGACAGUUGUAAGUUUGGAUUUAUGUAAUACGAAUUUUAGGCUGGUAAAACUGAUGUUGCUGCGACCCAUAAAUACGGAGCAACCAUCUAGUGUUUAUCAGAGUGAGUUUUAUGAGCAAGUUGGGAUGUACAAGGUCUGCCGGUGUUUCAUCUUCAUUUGAAUUUAAGAAGGUUUCAGAUCUAAAAAUAAAGAACUUUUGCACAUUUUGAAGAGAAAAAGGGAAUUAUGUCUAUUAUUCAUCCUUUCCUCAUCAUGUCUGCUGCUGGGUAUCAUCAGAAUUUUUGGUGUUUGUUAAUGGGGUUCGGACCUUUUUUCGAAAUUGAGUUAACAAAAAUAGGAUUAAUUAAUUCAGAGGAUCCAAAAGCAGCCAAACGUUACAUGAGAUCUUGCUUGAGAGAAAACUAUUUUAAAAACUCUACGUUAAAAGUCUAAGAAAAAUUGAGUAAUCCUGAGAGCGAUGUCUUAAGCAUGUCUGUUACUGGUGCCGUUACCCUUUUCCAACUCAAAUCCGCGCCAAUAACACGUUCCGGGAUGCCAUUGAGUUUCACUUUUGAAAAUAGUUGCUUUAGUUAGUUAAAGGAUUUAUGUCAUAAUAAUGAAACAAAUUUUCAAAAAAAAAAAAAAAAAAAAGAAUUUUCAAAAAGGGAAAAGAGAAAAUUUUCGGAAAGUAGAGGGUGAACUAGCAAGCGAAUUUUCGAUUUUCAAACACAAUUUCAACCUAAAAAAAACACAAUAAACUGGAGUAUUUAUUUUUAUUUGCAUUUUUACUAAAAUAGUCGCAAUGUUUUCUACCGAAUUAAAAAUAGUCGUUUUUGUCCAAAUUUUGGAAAAGAUAAGGCUUUACAGUCGCCUUUAUUUAUGAAAAGUUGCGAUUUUAAUCGCCAUUGACAACCCUGCACGUUCUUUUUUCACUAAACUUCGCAAAAAGAAACAAACAUAGUCAAGUCUAAACUUAUCAGAGCCACGUGCUUUUAGUACACAUGGGGGGGGGGCGUCUAUGUGUCAAAUUAAACGCUAAUUGCUACAAAUGGAAUCUGCGCCAAAAACAAUUGCCCACCCAUUUUAGAUAUCAAUACCCAGGCUGCUGUGAUCAUAUUUACAAGUAUACUUUAGAAGAGGUAGAAUUUUUGUGAUGGGUCAAAUACAUUUGGGUCAAGCUAAAACCGUCUUACAAGCCGAAGCCGUAUAUAUUUGGUCAUCGCAAUGUGCCUGACAAUCUACUAGUUUUCAGAAAUUUCCCUCGCAAAGUACAGACUCUUCUACCCCCACAUUAGUUCCGGUUACAGAAGUGGCAUUCAAAAGUAUUUUAAUAUGGCGGCUAGUGGAAGGACGAUUUUUUUUUUGUGGAGGUUGUGAAGUGGAGAGUGCAAUUUUUAAAGUUUUAAAAAAGGAAAUAUUUAUUGUCGGAAAUAUAUUGCUUGUUUUGGAGUGUGUGUGAGUGUGUUGACUUGAAGAAUAUAAAUUUCUUCGCGGUUGUGUGCAAUUAAAAUGUAAUAUAUAAAUAUUGAAUAAAAUGUGA